GUUGGCAACAGUAUGAUUAAUCAAAAAGCGCCACUAGAAGAUGGCAGAACAUCCAAAGAAAAGCCACAGUACAGUGAGCUGUCGUAUCUCGUCACUAGACAAUGCCUGCAGCGAGAGGACCUUAAUCAGCUUUCACAGUACGAAAGACUAAAGCCGACUGCCAUCGAUUCGUUAGGAGCAUCCGUACGAAAUGUUAGGUGCCUUGCAACAAUUAAAGGAUUUUUUCCGAUUCUACAAUGGCUUCCAAAGUAUUCAAUAAAAAACGAUCUGCUCAGCGAUAUGACGGCAGGCUUGACGGUUGCCGUGCUUCAAAUACCUCAGGGAAUGGCGUACGGAAUCUUAGCAGGUACUGCCGCCAACGUUGGGCUCUACAUGGCUUUCUUUCACUGUCUUGUAUAUGCCGUGUUCGGCACGUCACGUCAUAUAUCGAUGGGAACGUUUGCUGUUACCAGCCUGAUGACUGCCAAAAUAGUAGCCACUUAUUCAACUGUUAUACCAACAAUAGCGUCCAAUGGAACAGAUGGAAUAGUACCGGAUUUGGCUCCAACCGAGGGUGCCAUAUAUACGCCGAUUCAGGUAGCGACAGCAGCAUCUUUUGUGGCUGGCGUGUUUUACUUCAUCAUGAGCGCGGCGCGAUUAGGAAUCCUGUCCUCCCUAUUGAGUGAACCACUAGUCAGUGGAUUCACUACAGCCGCUGCCGUGCACGUGAUGGUUAGCCAGUUGAAGGAUCUGCUGGGUGUAUCCAUACCACGCUACAAAGGCACCUUCAAGGUGAUCCUUUCGGUGCGCGACAUAAUCGAUCAAGCGCCGAACGCAAAUCUUACAGCCGUCUAUACCUCCGUGGUUGUUAUUCUGUUCAUGAUAUUUAUGAACGAAUAUUUUAAACCCUGGCUAUCAACCAAGUGCCGAUUCCCAGUGCCCGCCGAACUGAUGGCCGUCGUCGGAGGAACCGUAGCCUCCUAUUUCAUUGGGCUUGGGCCGAACUUCGACGUUGGACUGGUUGGAUUGAUACCGACCGGCCUUCCAGCACCGCAAUUCCCACCGAUCGCGCUCGUAAAGGCCGUUGCCGUUGACAGCAUAGCAGUAACAAUUGUCGGCUAUUCGAUCGUCAUGUCAAUGGGGAUGAUCUUUGCGCAGAAGGACAACUACGAAGUGCGUCCCAAUCAGGAGCUGGUCGCACUAGGGUUUACCAACAUUGUGGGCUCCAUAUUUUCCUGCAUUCCUACCGCCUGUUCUCUGUCCCGUUCCCUAAUUCAGCAUCAAACGGGCGGGAAAACGCAGAUAGCUGCUGUCUUCUCUUCCAUGAUCAUGCUCGUCGUGCUGCUGUGGAUUGGCCCGUACUUCGAAAGUUUGCCUCGGUGCGUCCUGGCAGGCAUCAUUGUCGUUGCACUGAAAGGCAUGCUGAUACAAGUGUACCACAUCAAAAAGUUCCAUCGCGAAGGUAGUCUCGAACUGUUCGUAUGGUGCGUGACCUUUCUUUCGGUCGUCAUUAUCGAUAUUGACAUUGGGCUGCUGAUCGGAGUGGUGAUUUCGCUGAUUUCACUGUACGUGAAGGGGUGGAAAACUUACUACAGUCUGCUUGGAACGGUGCCCGAUACCGCUAUCUACGUUGACAUCGGAUCUCACCUUCGUGCUGAAGAGCUGCCGCAUAUAAAAAUUUUCAAGUACACCGGUUCAAUUAAUUUUGCCAACAAGAACAAUUUUAAGAAAGCUCUUUAUAAAGAAACCAAAAUACUUCAGCGUCCCAAUGUGUCGCUAGUUCCACGUUACAACGGCGAAAGCACGGGACUACAGUCGACCAAAGCGGUUAUCAUUGAUCUGAGCAGUGUGCCACACGUUGAUACUGCCGCGUGUAAAAUGUUUACAGAGAUUAAAACUAAUCUAGAGCUGCUCAGCAUUUCACUGCUAUUGGCCACACCAGCAGACUGCGUGUACGAUGCCUUGCUGCAUGCGGAAUCGAUAGGCGAAGGCGGUUUUCACAUCUUCCCCACUAUCCACGACGCAGUCAUUUACGCUCAGGGAAACGAGUCUGCCGUGUAGCGUAGGCUCGCAUAAAUAAUUGGAUCCAAC
Messenger RNA from Anopheles maculipalpis, 2070 nucleotides. RefSeq names its product solute carrier family 26 member 6 (gene Prestin). The coding region runs from base 13 to 2040 and encodes 675 amino acids. Gene Ontology annotation, biological process: transmembrane transport. Lineage: Eukaryota; Metazoa; Arthropoda; Insecta; Diptera; Culicidae. The transcript has 6 exons. Gene Ontology annotation, cellular component: membrane. Gene Ontology annotation, molecular function: sulfate transmembrane transporter activity; bicarbonate transmembrane transporter activity; oxalate transmembrane transporter activity. The record is from RefSeq and is a predicted model, not a curated record.